This is a messenger RNA of Kluyveromyces lactis, 2220 nucleotides long. RefSeq names its product Nab3p (gene NAB3). The transcript has a single exon. The record is from RefSeq and is a predicted model, not a curated record. NCBI's taxonomy places the organism in Eukaryota, Fungi, Ascomycota, Saccharomycetes, Saccharomycetales, Saccharomycetaceae. Gene Ontology annotation, molecular function: RNA binding. Bases 1 to 2220 code for a protein of 739 amino acids.
AUGUCUGUCGAAUCUGCUUCAAACAAGAGUUCAGCCGAACCUGCCCAGGGGGAGACACCGAUUCUGAAUAAUGAAGAAGUAACUGAAAUUACACAACCUGCUGCAGUAGAAACAGAUGGACAGCUAGAGCAUCCAGAAGAUGGUAGCAACAACACUCCUGUUAACAGCGAAUUGCAGGCAGGUUCGGAUGUUCAAGCGGAACAACCAAUUCAUGUAGAGGCUCCAGAAGAGGUUGCCGCUUCUGAGGAAGAACAACAACAUCCAGAUGUCCCCGAAACUGCUGUGGAGCUUAAAGGCGAACAAGAAGAAGUCAAUAAUGGUGCUGGCGGUGCAGAAAACUCUCCCGUUUCUUCCCCAUCUUCUAGUUCUUCUCCUUCAAGUAGUGACACUGGUGGUGACGAUGAUGAAGUCGAAAGAGAAGAAGAAGAGCAAGAAGAGAAACUGACAAACGAUAUCGAAAGUGAGGAAAAACAAUUGCCUGGAGAAUCAGACAAUAUUGAUAAAGCUCUCCUUGAGAAACAGUUCAAACUAAUCAAGGAAGCUUGUAUUUUGCAAAACCCUUCUUUCAAAAAUGCUUCCGAGCAAGAACAAAUUUCUGCUUUAAUUGCUAUUCUCAACUCUGAUCCUCAGACAGCAAUGCCGCAUGCGGCUCCUGUUGCCACUUCUACUACAACGGCAGCAUCCGAAUCAAAAGGCAAGAACGUUCGUUUCCCACGUCCAAACAUGUCCCAGCCAAUGUCUGCCGAGGAGAAGGAGAGAUAUUCAGAAUAUUUAAACGGUGAGACUAAGAUUACAGAGAUUCAAUCUUUUCCACCAAAAUCAAGAUUGUUCAUUGGUAACUUACCUCUGAAAAACGUUACGAAAGAGGACUUAUUCCGUAUAUUCUCACCUUAUGGUCAUAUUUUUCAAAUCAACAUCAAGAAUGCUUUUGGUUUCAUUCAGUACGAUAACCAAAGAUCCGUGCUAGAUGCCAUUGAAUGUGAAUCUGAGGAAAUGAAUUUCGGUAAGAAGCUAAUCUUAGAAGUUUCAAGUUCUAAUGCUAGACCACAAUUUGACCAUGGUGACCACGGUUCUAAUACCAGUUCCACCUACGUCACUUCAAGCAAGAGAAACUACGAUAACGAGGAAAACGACGAUGAAGACAUGUACAGCGAUAAUCAUUACAAGAAGUCAAAGAAGCGUACUCCACAAUGUCUAAUAUACGUCAAGAAGGCCGCAGAUCGUACAUAUGCGUACAGUGUUUUUACCAAUUUAAGCAAAAAAACCGGUUUGGAAACGGAUAUGGUAAUCUUGAAACCAAGAAUGGAACUAAGGAAAUUGGUUAACGAAGCAGCAUACGAUGGUGUGUGGGGUGUGGUCCUCGUGAACAAGAACAAAAACAUCGACGUUCAAACUUUCUACCUGGGUCCAUCAGGUGAAACCAAAUCCGACGAAUAUGUUGCUGUUUCGAUUGAUGAAGCCAUUUCUAUUUUCAACAAUAUAAAGGCAACGAAAAUAGGGCUUCCAGCAAGAUCACCUGUAAUGAAUGCCCAACCGUAUGGAAUGCAGCCACAUAACGUCAUGCCGCAGCAACCAUACGGAUACAUGCCUCCGCAACAACAAUACCCAGGUAACAUGCCUAUGAUGCCUCAACAACAAAUGUAUGGUAACAUGCCACCCACCCAAAACUAUGGAAUGCCACCACCACCACCCCCACAACAGGGCCACGGUUACCAGGGAUAUCCGCAACAUCCACAGAUGAUGCCACAACAAGGCGGACUUGAUCAAAACCAAUUGUUGGCUGCGUUACAAAAUCUUCCACCAAACGUUGUCUUGAAUCUACUGCAACUAGCCCAACAACCAAAUCAACAACAGCAGCAACAAGCGUUAGGUGUUAUCCAACAAAUACAAGCUGGAAUACCAUUGCAGCAACAGCAGCAACAGCAGUUACAACAGCAGUCGCAUCCUCAGCAAUCGCCGCCUCAACAGCCUCAACAGCCUCAACAGCUUCAACAGCACCAACAGCCUCAACAACCUCCGCAACCUCCGCAACCUCCGCAACCUCCGCAACAGCAAUCGCCUUACGGUAAUUACAUACCACCCCAGACCCAACAAGAUAACCGUUCCUCCCAAGAUAACGGUAACUCCCAACAGCACACCCAAACGCAAGCACAGGCUCAAGCACAAAAUAACAACAACGUCCAAUCUCUCUUGGACUCUCUUGCCAAACUACAAAAAUAA